AUGGGUUGCUUCAACACUCAUGCCUCUGGGACUUUGGACCCACCUGAGGUCCGCAAUUGGCGGAUCCACACCAUUGCCCUUAUCGCUUCCAUGUCCGCGCUAGCUAUGGGGUAUGAUACCGCCGUCAUUGGUGGCACCAUGGCCCUCAACUCGUUCAUCCGAGACUUUGGAAUGAACGAUAUUGCCAAGGCCAACCGUGAUACUAUCCAGGGAAACAUUGUUUCCACGUUCCAGGCCGGAUGUUUCUUCGGUGCACUUCUCGCGUUCCCUUUCGCCGAGCGUAUCGGGCGAAAGAAGACCAUGAUAAUAGCCUCUACUGUUUUUCUCCUCGGCGGCACUCUUAUGACUGCCUCGAAUGGUAAAUUGAACAUGAUUUAUGGUGGCCGUGCCGUAGCUGGCCUAGGCAUUGGCGCUUCAUCCAUGGUGGUACCCGUAUACAUUUCCGAAACAGCCCCGCCUUCCAUCCGUGGCCGACUCGUCGGUAUCUUCGAGAUUGCAUCACAAGGUGGUGGUAUGCUUGGGUUCUGGAUCAACUAUGCCUGCGAUCGAACCAUUGAUGUUAAUACCAGGACACAGUGGAUUGUCCCACUUGCUGUCCAGCUCAUCCCGGGCUUGCUGCUUCUCCUUGGGGUUGCAUGGUGCCCCGAGUCACCACGGUACCUUGCAAAGAAGGACAACUUUGAAGGCGCCGAGCGUAUUCUGUGCCUGAUUCGCGGCCUCGAUGAAUCGCAUGCUUACGUCCAGCAUGAGAUGAGUGAGAUCCGUGCCCAAGUCGAAGAGCGCAGUGCCAACCGCCAGAGCAAGAAGGCCCAGUUCAUGAAGCUCUUCCAAAAGGGUGUCCGCAAUCGCAUGGCGAUCGGACUUGCUCUCAUGUUUUUGCAAUCAUUUACAGGGGUAAACAUCAUCACCUACUACGCACCCCGCAUCUUCGAGACACUGGGUAUCUCUGGUACAUCGCUCAAGCUCUUCUCUACCGGCUUUUACGGAAUCGCGAAGACGCUUGGUAUGUUCACUUUCACCUUUAUUGUCGUUGAGAAGGUGGGACGUCGCAAGGGUUUGAUCUGGGGUGCCGCUCUUGGAUGUAUCCCAAUGUGGUAUAUCGGUGGCUACGUCAUGAAGGCGGAUCCAGCUGCAGCCGCAUUGAGAGGGGAUGUCUCGCGAAACGCGUGGGGUUACCUUGCCAUGGUGUGCGUGUACAUCAACGCGUUCAUCAUCUGCGCUACAUGGCAAGGAAUCACCUGGACCUAUGCAUCCGAGAUCUUCCCAUUGGACAUUCGCAUGCUCUGCGUCUCUCUCACUACCGCCGACACCUGGCUUGGUUCUUUCAUCAUUGCGCGAAGCACUCCGUACAUGAUUUCUGAUCUGGGUUACGGCGCGUACUUCUUCUUCGCCUCCAUCCUGGUUGGAAUGGGUAUUUGGAGCUUUUUCUUCGUACCCGAGACCAAGGGUAUCACUCUCGAAGAAAUGGACGCGCUCUUCAUGCGCCCCAUUCACAAGGCAGUAUGGGCACAGCUCCGUGGCAAGCCUAUCCUGACCGAGGAGGUUGUAGCAAGGCAUAAGGGAUUAGAGUCUGUGAAGGAAAAGGACUUUGGCGUCGAGACAAUAGAAACCGUCAGGAGGUAA
This is a messenger RNA of Exserohilum turcica Et28A, 1623 nucleotides long. RefSeq lists its product as uncharacterized. Bases 1 to 1623 code for a protein of 540 amino acids. Gene Ontology annotation, molecular function: carbohydrate:proton symporter activity. NCBI's taxonomy places the organism in Eukaryota, Fungi, Ascomycota, Dothideomycetes, Pleosporales, Pleosporaceae. The record is from RefSeq and is a predicted model, not a curated record. The transcript is spliced from 5 exons. Gene Ontology annotation, cellular component: membrane. Gene Ontology annotation, biological process: carbohydrate transport; transmembrane transport.